AACGUUAACAUCAUGGCUAACACAAACAGAACGAUUUAAAAUAGAGCGCUACUCGAAUCGCCGCUGUUGGAACACCCAAAGAGUGAAAUUGUUUUAAGAAGCAACAAAAUCGAAUCGAACCAAACCAAAUAGUGCCAAAAACACCAUGAGUGACUUAUAUAAAUUUCUAAUUAUUGGCAUAAUUUGUUUAAAUCUUGACGCGAUACGAUCAGAUAAUCCCUGCGUGUUUGUGGAUACAUGUGAACGGUGUCUAGAAGCGGAUUUUUCUUGUGCCUGGUGUACAGACAAGUUGUACCGAUUUCGUUCUCGCUGUCUGAAUCGAACCCAACUUUUGGAACAUGGCUGUAGAGCUGAACACAUCUAUGAAAAUGAACCGGAAUUUUACACCCUUACGGAUGUACCUCUUAAGGAUUAUGAUAUGGGUACUGACAGUUCCGUGCAAGUAAAACCACAACGUGUCUAUCUAAAAUUGGUCAAAUCCCACUCAGAACGUAUAAAACUCUCCUAUCGCCCUGCCAGCAAUAAUCCCCUAGAUUUGUAUGUUCUCAUGGACCUCACCUGGACCAUGAAAGAUGAUCGAGAAACUUUGGUCAAAUUAGGCUAUGAAUUAGCUACAACUUUGAAAAAUCUUACCUCUAACUAUCGUUUGGGUUUCGGAAGUUUUGCUGAUAAGCAAGAGAUGCCCAUGAUAACACCCGAAUUGAAGAUGAAUCCCUGCGCCAAAGCAGGACAAGUGUGUGAGCCAACCUACGGCUUUAGGCAUCAUCUCCAUUUGACCGAGGAUGCUAAACGUUUUGUGAAAUCAGUGAAAGAGAGUAAAAUAACAGGAAAUUUGGAUAACUUGGAAGGCGGGCUAGAUGCACUCAUGCAAGUGUUGGUGUGUUCCCAAGAAAUUGGCUGGAAGAAGGAGGCCCGUAAAGUGGUUAUAUUGGUAACAGAUGGCUUUAUGCAUUUUGCUGGUGAUGGUCUGUUGGCGGGUAUCACCAGAAAGAAUGACAAAAAAUGCCAUUUGAGUGCCGAUGGAGAAUAUUUGGGAUCAUUAAUCUACGAUUACCCCUCCUUGGAGGAGAUAUACAGGGAAUUGAUGAAAAGGAAAAUAAGUGUUAUAUUUGCAGUGACCGAAGAUGUUGUGCCCACGUAUAGAGAAUUAAGCGGCCUUAUGAAGGAAAUGAGUCAAGUUGAAAUUUUGAGUGAAGAUUCCUCUAAUAUUUUGGAAUUGAUUGAGAAGAGUUAUGACAGGUUCAUCAAGCGCACCCAAUUUUCGGACAACAGUCCCGAUUUUAUAAAAAUCGAAUAUAAAACUGAUUGCGGUGGUCAAUUUCCUACACUGCGCAAGCGCAACUAUUGCAAUGAUGUGGAGUUGGGCAAAACUGUGGAGUUCUAUAUUGACGUGACUCUCACAGAUUAUCCCAAGGAUGGCAUCUAUACCCAUAAAAUACGCAUUGAUGAAUCUGCAUUGAACGAGUAUAUGGAAAUCGAAGUGGAAAUUCAAAAACCCUGCACUUGUUCAGAAGAACUGGAUGUCAAUGAUGAAAAUGGUCGUUUUCAGUGCAAUAAUAAUGGCUUUAUGCACUGUGGCAUGUGUCAGUGUGACGCAGCUUGGACUGGGACAUCGUGCACCUGCCCCACAGAUCCCACAAAUGCCACCACAACAGAGGCCAUAGAAAAUUUUUGCCGUCGUCCCUAUGACCUUAGCAAGCCCGAUGACCUGGGACCGGUCUGUUCAAAUCGUGGUACUUGUGAGUGUGGUCAUUGCUUCUGUUUUCCCGGUUUCGAGGGAACAUUCUGCGAAUGUCCUGAAUGCGAUGUGGACUGUGAUCUCCGCAAGGCGGAUUGUAUAUGUGGCCAAUGUGUUUGCAAGUAUGGAUGGUCGGGAAACCGCUGCAAUUGUGAGGACAGUUUGGAUGGCUGCAUUGGUCCCACAGGGGAAAUAUGCUCGGAUCGGGGUUAUUGUGAGUGUGGCGAAUGUGUCUGUGAUGAGCCGUAUGUGGGUAAAUUUUGUGAAAUCGGUUCGGAGACGGAGAAUAAAAUUUGUACCUUCUAUGAGGCAUGUGUGACGUGUCUGAUUGAGGAGAACACCAAAACGGGAAAAUGUGGAAAUGUAUCGGAGAUAUGUGGCAAGGCCGAGAAACUUGAAAAGUUUACCACAGUGUUUGUCAAAGAUGAAUUGGAUAUUGAAAAUCGUUGUUUGGCUCGUGUUGAAAAUGAAUAUGGCAUACCAUGCGAUCACUAUUUCACCUACCAAAUGGUAGCUCACAUGGAAAACUAUCUGUUGAUACAAGUCAACGUGUGUGAGCCCUUGAAUUAUAUGGCUGUCAUAGGCUUUGUGUCGCUGGCCACUUUUUUUUUGGGUCUACUACUCAUUUGUAUUAUUUGGGGUUGUAUACGAGCCAAAGACAAACGAGAGUAUGCUCGUUUUAUGGCUGAUCAAGAAAAUAGUUAUAUGGAGCAUAGUCCCAUUUAUAGAGAUCCCAUUGGUCGUUUUGUUGUGCCAAAGGCAGUAAAUCGUAAACAAAGCAAUCCAUUUUUAUAAAAUGUGUAUACCAAACUCCACUACUGUGGUACUGGGUAUUAUUUAGAUGUUAAAAAAUUUAAUACAAUUAUGACAAUAUACUAUAUUUUUAAUACUUUAAGGUGUAAAAUGAAA
Messenger RNA from Stomoxys calcitrans (stable fly), 2647 nucleotides. It is a transcript of the gene Itgbn, whose product is annotated as integrin beta-nu. Gene Ontology annotation, cellular component: cell surface; integrin complex; focal adhesion. NCBI's taxonomy places the organism in Eukaryota, Metazoa, Arthropoda, Insecta, Diptera, Muscidae. Gene Ontology annotation, molecular function: integrin binding. Gene Ontology annotation, biological process: cell-matrix adhesion; integrin-mediated signaling pathway; cell migration. The record is from RefSeq and is a predicted model, not a curated record. The transcript is spliced from 8 exons. The coding region runs from base 146 to 2533 and encodes 795 amino acids.